This is a messenger RNA of Gadus macrocephalus (Pacific cod), 576 nucleotides long. Its product is annotated as sporozoite surface protein 2-like. The record is from RefSeq and is a predicted model, not a curated record. NCBI's taxonomy places the organism in Eukaryota, Metazoa, Chordata, Actinopteri, Gadiformes, Gadidae. The coding region runs from base 1 to 576 and encodes 191 amino acids. The transcript has a single exon.
AUGAAACCACCAGCGCCCAGGAGACCACCGGCCCUCAGGAACCCACCGGCUCUCAGGAGCCCGACGGCCCCCGAUGAACUCACCGGCCCUCAGAAGACCACCGGCCCUCAGGAACCCACUGGCUCUCAGGAGCCCACCGGCCCCCAUGAACCCACCGGCCCUCAGGAACCCACUGGGCCCUCAGGAACCCACCGGCCCUCAGGAACCCACCAGGCCCUCAGGAACCCACCGGCCCUCAGGAACCCACUGGCCUUCAGGGAACCCACCAGGCCUUCAGGGGCCCACCAGGCCCUCAGGAACCCACCGGCCCUCAGUAACCCACCACUCCUCUGGAGACCACGGGGCCCUCUGGAACCAACCGGCCCUCUGGAGACCAGCAGGCCCUCCGGAACCAACCGGCCUUCUGGAGACCAGCAGGCCCUAAGGAGACCAACGGGCCCUCAGGAACCCACCGGCCCUAUGGAGACCAGCGAGCCCUCAGGAACCAACCGGCCCUCAGGAGUACAAUGGCCCUCAGGCACCCAAAGGCCCUCAAGAAAACCCCAGGCCCUCGGGAACCCACCGGCCCCUCCAUGA